ACGCGUAACCGUUGAAACGUGCCCAGCGGAGGAAGUUUCUGCUAUUUUUUUGGGAUUGAAUUCAAGUGUUUUGUAUAUUUGAAUACAUCCAGCUGUCAUUUUUUUCGGUGUCUUCCGCGAGUGUGCUGCAUUUCCAUUAGUGGCUUUACCCCCAUUUCGCAUUUCCGGCCGUACCCACGCUUUUCCAUUACUUUGUUUUUAGCGGAAACAUGCAGCGACUUCAACUGUGCAGUGUCCUAGUCCUGGCAGCCUGCUUAGCCAGCGGACAUGCCCUGGCCGUAGGCUCUCCGGAAUGCCCGGAGAAGUACGGCGAACAGGCAUAUGCCCACACGGAGAACUGCGAUCAGUUCUUCCUCUGUACCAACGGCACCCUGACCCUGGAGACCUGCGAGAACGGGCUGCUCUUUGACGGCAAGGGUGCGGUGCACAAUCACUGCAACUACAACUGGGCGGUGGACUGCAAGGGUCGCCAGUGGGAUCCCACUCCCAUCUCGACGCCCGGCUGCGAAUACCAGUUCGGUCUGUAUGCGGUGUCCAAGGACUGUUCCACGACGUACAUCAAGUGCGCCCACGGAGAGCCCCAUGAGCAGGACUGCGAUGCCGGAUUGGCCUACGACGAACGCAUCCAUGGCUGCAACUGGCCGGAUCAGCUUCUGGACCAUUGCAAUCCCGAAGCUGUUGUUGGCUUCAAGUGCCCCACCAAGGUGGAUCCCAAUUCGGUGGCCGCCCGCUUCUGGCCCUUCCCCCGCUUCCCCGUCUCCGGCGACUGCCACCGCCUGAUCACCUGCGUCGAGGGACAUCCCCGUCUGAUUAGCUGCGGCGAGGACAAGGUCUUCGACGAGCACACGCUCACCUGUGAGGAGCCCGAGUAUGCCAGCGGCGGCUGUGCCAACUACGGCAAAUAGGCAAUAUAUCGCGCAAAUCGCUCUGUAUAUACGUACAUACUAUGCACAUGUGUAAAGCUCAAAGCACAAGCUCAAGCCCCACUGCCCCACUAUUAUUUGCUGUUUCCUCUUUUUGACACACGCCUGCACUGUCCCGAAUUCCUAGCCCAAGACAAAGCCACACCGAAAAUGUUGCGCAAUCAGUUUCGCUUUUUAACCGACAUCGUCGUCGUCUCCCCAUGUUUCUCUUUCUGUAAUAUUAAAUCUCUUUUUUUUUUGUUAUUUGGUCUCUUCCUUUGUAUAUGAAUCGCAAUAAAGUUAAUUUUAUUUAUUGUA
Molecule: messenger RNA, 1220 nt
Organism: Drosophila kikkawai
Lineage: Eukaryota; Metazoa; Arthropoda; Insecta; Diptera; Drosophilidae
Gene: Peritrophin-A
Product: Peritrophin A
Cellular component (GO): extracellular region
Molecular function (GO): chitin binding
Source: RefSeq, a predicted model, not a curated record